Messenger RNA from Culicoides brevitarsis, 4351 nucleotides. RefSeq lists its product as uncharacterized. Gene Ontology annotation, biological process: lipid transport. The transcript has 11 exons. Gene Ontology annotation, molecular function: lipid carrier activity. The coding region runs from base 133 to 4326 and encodes 1397 amino acids. The record is from RefSeq and is a predicted model, not a curated record. Lineage: Eukaryota; Metazoa; Arthropoda; Insecta; Diptera; Ceratopogonidae.
AACAGUAGCAAAAAUUCAAACGCGCACUCUUAUCAGUUGUCUAAAAAAAUAAUUUUGGAACAAAUUGAAAAUAUUGUUAAAAUUUGGUGUGAUACUUCCUACUAUGUUCCAGUAUCUGAAAAUUUCACCAAAAUGAAGAUUUUUAUCCUGUUUUUAUUUUUGUAUUUCUCCGUUUCGUCGUCAUUUGAUUUGUUUCCGGAGAAUGGCAAAUACAGUUACUAUCUUAAGUCGUUCUUGACAUUGGUACCUGACUUGCAUAGUCAGCAAAAUCCACAGUGGAAUUUACAGGGUUUGCUGGAAGUGGAUCGCAUUGACACUCAAACUUUGGUUUUAAAGAUCAUCCUUGACGAAGGUUCGUACCCAAGUGAUCUUGAAGUUGACAUUUUAUUCGAGCCGUUUAUGGUAAAUUACGUGAAUGGAAGUGUAAGGGAGGUGUAUCUCAAUGUCACGGAGCAAAUUUGGUCGGCAAACAUCAAGAGAGCCGUUGCCUCGUUGUUUCAAGUACAGGGAAACAAUGCAGGUGCAUUUGUGUCUGACGAAAUUGGAUUGUACGGUCUUUGUCCCGUGGAGUAUUACGUCGUUGAGGCUGACGAGAAUUUAAAAGUCUCCAAAACUUAUGACAUGGAUAAAUGUACUUAUGUUGCAGCUAUUUACAAAAUUCGAAGUAAUGUUCCGCUCAACGUUUGUCAACCAAAUAUGCAAGAGCAAACUGUUUCCUCUCGCAUUGCCAACUACAAUCUAAAACGAGUAAAAAAUAAUAGAUAUCUCCUUACGAUGAUUGAGGCCAUGAUGCGUACUAAUGUACAAACCUUUGAAGCUUAUUACCCACAAUUCCUGAUCAACAGUAUCACAAUCGUUUUGAUGAACCAAACUGAAUCAAACGUCAAUAAAGAACUUGCUGCUGAUUUAAUUCCACAAUCGUUGACAUUCGUAAGUCCCCUAGAAGAAGCUACAGGAGGCCGAAGUGCCAAAAAUAGCGAUCAACUAGUGUCGAAAUGUUUCAAACUACUAAUGAAACUGGCUGAAAAUCUAGAAACAUUUGAAAAUAUCAACUUUGAAAGUCCUUACAAUGAAAAAGCAAGCGAGUUGAUUCGAUUAAUGGGCACAAUGGAGCUGUCUGCUUUGAAGCGAUUGUAUCAGGAAAUCGAUAUUGGCACAUCGUAUCUGCAAGAAACGGCAAGAAAUCUCUUCAUCGAAAUGAUUCCGCGAUGUGGAACAAAAGCAACAAUAUUAUUCACUCGUGAUAUGGUGAUAAAUAAAAUGGUGAAACCAACCACUGCUGUUGAGCUACUUCUCGUUUUGCCCUUCAACAUUGCGGAAUACUCGACAGAGCUCAUUAAGGAAUGCGAAGUUUUUCUUUCGCAAGGACCAGAUCGACCAGACGUCCGUCAAUCUGCCAUUCUCUCGUACUCGAUCAUGAUUUACAAAACAUUCGUUGCUGGUAAAAUGUCAACGGAUGAGUUUGAUAGUUAUUGCAAGAAAUAUUUCGACUUGUUUCUGAAUAGUUUUGAUUUUGAGGAGCAACUUUUGUACCUGCAGGGCAUGGGAAAUUUGCAACUUCGCAAUAUCGCAGACUAUCUGGAGCCAAUUAUCAAAGGAAAUUACAAACAAACGACCGACAUUCGAUUUUUGUCCAUUUGGGCGACAUUUUCUACGGCAUAUUUGCGUCCCGAUAAGGUCUUUGAGACUUAUUGGCCUAUCUACAAAGACAAGACGCAACCUUUGCAACUGAGAAUUCAAGCUUUUGUCAUGCUGCUUGUGUCGAAUCCAUCUCCUGGACGUUUGUUAGCACUUUAUGACGUUAUCAGUACGGAAAAUUGUCCGCAUAUGAUCAAUUUCUAUCGAACCACUGUCCUGAGUUUAUCUGAAACGACAUACUCUUGUUACAAAACGAUUCAGCGAUAUCUCUCCUACAUGAUUCGAAGUUUACCAAAAAAGCCGCUGAACCGAUAUUGGGUGUCCGGGAACUAUGUAUUUGAUUAUCGCGAUCGUAAAUUCCACAUCGGAGCAAUGUUGCAAGCUAUGUUGAUCGGCGAUGACAAGACAAAUUUACCGAUGAUGGGAUAUUUCAAAUUUGAUACGGAAGCCCUUGGAAGGUUUACCAGUCAAAUGGGUGUCUAUGUGAAAGCUCGGGGCUUAACGGAUGCCAUUAUCGAGCGCUUGAUGAGUUCUAAAAAUUUCAAAAAUGAAAAACUCAAAGAGAUUUUGGGCUCAAUGAAAUUACCAACAGUCUCAAAUACGCCGUUACAUCUUGAAAUUGUCAUCCAAGUCGAAGGAAAAUCUGUGCUUUCCUAUUAUUUGAACCAAACGAGCUUUGAAAGUCUUACCAACGGAGACCUGAUCGAUCGAAUUCAAUCACUGAUCAAAACCGACAGUCACAUCAAUUUGCAAAAUGUCAUGCGGCCAUUCCACAUUCAAUAUUUGGUGCCGACGAUGAUUGGAACUCCAGCUGACAUCCUAAUUGAAAACACAAUUGUCAGUUCAUUGCGAGGAAAUACAACGCAAAAUAUGCAAAAACUCACCAGAACCUCGCAAAUCGAGUUGCAGUACAAUUCCUAUUCCGUUACAAAAAUCCGCAGUUACAAUCCCAUACAAGAUUUGGAAUAUGCCACAAUUCGAGAGCAAAGUCUCUUACUUUACGCACCACUUGUGAACGAAAUUGGCCUCCAUUUGGAAAAUAAUUCUAUAAGUUUUUCAUUUUAUCGACCACCCAAAUUGACGACUGGCGUAUCAUUCAAGUCUCGCAUUCGGAAUGAACCUUCGAAUGAAUAUCCAAUCGCUGAAACUGGAAUUGAGGAGAAAAUAAAGUCACUGGAUUAUUUUUUGGAUGACUUGGGAGUCAAUUUUACCAUGGCCAUGCAACAAGACUACGCUAAAGAGAAUCUGGAGUUUAUGUGGGAAAAGGAUAUCAUCGCAAAUGCCAAAAUUUUAGAGAAAUCAUCAUUUUCGCCAAUUUACAAGAUGAUGGACUUUUUCGGACUUUUACAAUUGAACUCGAUUCAGAUUGGACAGAACAAAUAUUUUACCUUUUUGGGCAAUAACGAGGAACCAACCAUAAUUGAUGGCAUUAUUCGAUGGAAUUUGGAUGACUUUAGUGCUGAAGCACUUCAGCGCGAAGAAAAAAUCUACAAUUUCGAUUUGUACUUGAAUCACAAAACCGCCAGAAAUGACCCAAUUGUUGCACAUCGGUGGAAAUUCCAAUCACAAGUGUCGACUUUCAAGAAUAGUGACUCAAAGAAAAUUGUUUUCUCUUUGGAACGCAAAGAACUUGGAGGAACUAAAUGGAAAUUAUGUGUCAAGAGUAAUGUUGAGCCUUUUGUGUUCCUAAAAUCACCUUUUAUAAUCAGUAGUAAUAUUGCAUUUGGGAAUCUAACAACCGCCGAUAACUGUCCUGACAAGUCCCAUAUUGAUUUUGACAUCAACAUUGGAGUGUCUGAGGAUGUCGAAACUGAAUUUAAGGCAAUCGCUGACAACAUCAAGUGUCCAAAGGGCAUUGUGAAAUUUACACCGCCGAUUUUCAAUCAAAAAUGUCCCAAAGAAUUGUAUCAAUAUUUCACAAGCAUUGGAUAUUUCGACACAAAAAUUAGAUUUACACAGAUGCCAAAAUGGUUCCAUAACAUCGCCAAUCGUGUCGAUCAUUUCCUCUGCGCUUCGUUACCAGGGCAGAUAGAUCGCUUAAAUUUGACUGAUAGUGUAAAAUUAAAUGUUCGUCGCGGUAAAAGUAAAGAAGAGCCCUCUUACGUCACCUUAAAUGGCGUAUCAUUCAAGUUUCCAAUCAAUUUUGGUGUCGACUGGAAAUAUGAAGGACGAGACAGAUUGAGUGUUUCUUAUGGAUUCACAAGUGUUUGCAGCUUAGUAGGUGCUGAUAUGAACACAUUCCGCAACAAUUAUGGACGUCUAGAUUUUAAUAACAUUGCUAAUUUCACUUCUAACAAUGAAACGUUGAUUGCCGCCGAUUGUUCCGUUAACUCCAAGUUCGGAGUGUUUGUUGCAUACAAAGAUAAUGACGUCCAAGCAUUCGAUUACAUUAAAAUCCUUAUAAGUGGAGACGAAAUAAUUAUACCCAGUGGAAAUGAAGAACCUUUGAUAUCGAUCAAGCGAGACAAUGGAGAAGAAGAGGUUAGAUUGACCAAGACAGCACACUAUCAGUACCCGAAAGACGAUAAAUUUUAUGAUUAUCGUAUUUACAUCAACGAUGAGUCCCUUUUGGUGUUGGAGGGGGAUGUAGUGGUGCAAUAUGACUUGAAAAACAUUGUAUCCAUUAAAGUUAGCAUAGUAAGGCGAAUGAAAAUGUGUGGUUUGUGUGAAAUAACGCACAAUCACUAAAGCGAAACAUACAAAAUAAAACUUU